AUGCUGCAUGCCGGCCGUGCUUCUCGGCUGCGGCGGGUCUACUUCCUGAGCAAUGUGCAAGCUGUUGGCCAGAAGAGAUGGUCAUCGACGCCUCCUCCAUGGCGACCUGCAUCGGUGCUGGAUGACUGGGUGGUGCGGCCCAUCCGUCCCAUGAGCUUGCAACAGCUCUUCUUCUUCGGCCGAACCCUGACUGAAUCCCGAUUGUUGAGCUCUGCCAACUAUGUUCGACUGGAGCUGCCGACCCGACUGGCACACCGCCUGCGUGAUAUGCAGAGACUGCCCUAUGUCGUGGUCACAAAUCCGCACCUCUCGCUAGUCUACGAGCUUUACUACAAAUCCUUCGAGAACUUUCGCCGUGUGCCCGUGGUUAGAACGCCCGAGGAUAAUGAUCAAUUUUGCAAGGUCAUUAGCGAGAGUCUGAAAGAGCAUCUGGCAGUCAUUCCUAAUCUUGUUAUGGGUGUGCUCCAGUGUCAAGACCAUGUUGCGCCAGAUGUCAUGGAUAGCUUUGUUCAGGCUAUGCUACGGGCACGCAUCUCAAGAAGGGUCAUUGCAGAGCAGCACCUUGCGCUCAGUGAAACCUACAACUCGCCGUGGCACGUGCCCCAGCCAAGUUCAGAGAAUGACUUCGUGGGCGAAGUCUUGCUGCGGUGCAACGCCAAAGAAGUCGUCGAGCGCUGUGGCAGAAUUGCGCAGGAGAUCUGUGGCAUCAACGAGGGUGCUGGAUCUCGUGUUCCCCAAAUCAAAGUUCAGGGCCAUACCGAGGCUACCUUCCCCUACGUACUGAGUCAUCUCGAGUAUAUCGUGGGCGAGUUACUCCGGAAUUCGAUACAAGCCGUCAUGGACAAGUACCCGGAUCCAGGUCCGCCCCCACCGCCGAUCGAAGUCCUUAUCUGCGAAGCCGCCCAGCAGGUAAUCAUUCGUAUCUCAGAUCGUGGCGGUGGAAUCCAGCGCGACUUACUGCCAUUUCUGUGGUCAUUCAACAAGGGGCCGCGGAGCUCAUCACGAUUGCAGAACUUGGGCCGAGUACCAGAACUGGCUGCAACCAUCCAUGAGGUUCAAAAGCCCAAAGCAGGCCAAAGGCGAGAUUCAUCGCUCAGCACAUUGGCAGGCCGACCUCCCGACCUAAAAUUGGGCAUGGGCUUGCCAAUGAGCAAAGUGUAUGCCGAGUAUUGGGCAGGUGGACUCGAGUUACAUAGCCUCGAGGGCUAUGGCGUGGACGCAUUCCUCCAGAUCUCAAAGCUUGGCAACCAGAACGAGCAGCUUACCUCGAGGGCCAGUAUCGACGCGGUUUAG
This is a messenger RNA of Cyphellophora europaea CBS 101466, 1293 nucleotides long. RefSeq lists its product as uncharacterized. Gene Ontology annotation, cellular component: mitochondrion. The transcript has 2 exons. The record is from RefSeq and is a predicted model, not a curated record. The coding region runs from base 1 to 1293 and encodes 430 amino acids. Gene Ontology annotation, molecular function: pyruvate dehydrogenase (acetyl-transferring) kinase activity. NCBI's taxonomy places the organism in Eukaryota, Fungi, Ascomycota, Eurotiomycetes, Chaetothyriales, Cyphellophoraceae. Gene Ontology annotation, biological process: protein phosphorylation; regulation of glucose metabolic process.